GGUAGCCUCUGAGUUCCCAGCCUUUCCUUGCCACAAUGACCAGAUCCUGGCUGUGUUUGCCACUGCUCCUCUUGGGAGUCCUGCUCUUGGGUCAGCCGGCAUGGGGGGCACAGGAAGAAGAGAAUCAGCCGGAAUCAGGGGAUGGAGGACAGUGGCACUGUUGUCGAGGGCCAGCACCACGGCCGCUCACAUCGGAGGAAGAGUACGAGGAAAGGGCGAAACACGAUCGGCUUAGGUUGAAAGAUGAAGAGCAUUCUCAGUUUCUCAGGGAUUACUUCAAGAGAAAGAUUACAGAUUACUUUAAUGCGCAGAACCCCAAACAUUUCUAUAAGCUAUACGAGGAUGCAGAGUUUAAAAUCAAGGACGCCCCCGGGUUCAUAAUGGAAUUCACAGUGUAUAUGGUGAAGACCAAUUGCACAAAGGAUGACGAGGAGCUUCUUAGACCGUCGCCACGCGGCCGCAUCAGGCAUUACGACUACAUGGGUGAGUCGUCGUCAGCAGAAGAUCUGUCGGACUGCCAUCCUCUGUCCGAUGAAGACAAGGAGAUCCAGAAAUGCACGUUUUCAAUGUAUGUUGGCGGACAAGGCGAAGGGGGACGACACCAUGUCGUCGGUCAUCGCUGCAGAGAAGUGAAAAUUGUUGAAGAAAGUGAAGAUUGAAGCCUCUGCCUCCUUCCCAGAUGCUGCCGCCAGCCAAUUGUGGGGUGGGGGAAGGAGAAAUCCCCCCUCCAAUUGGUCCACUCCUUUCCUUCCAUGGCUGCAACACAAUCACUUAGAAGCAAACCUGGUGUCCAAGCCCAGCACAGUCCCCUCCUCCCCGUAGACACUCUGAUAGAUCUCCCCCCCCCGCCUCUGUUUCCCACUGUUCUGAAAUAGGAGAAUAAAAUUAACUUGCACAAGCAUU
This is a messenger RNA of Podarcis muralis (Common wall lizard), 903 nucleotides long. RefSeq lists its product as uncharacterized. Lineage: Eukaryota; Metazoa; Chordata; Lepidosauria; Squamata; Lacertidae. The record is from RefSeq and is a predicted model, not a curated record.